Thelazia callipaeda (thelaziosis nematode) is the source of this 1545-nucleotide messenger RNA. NCBI's taxonomy places the organism in Eukaryota, Metazoa, Nematoda, Chromadorea, Rhabditida, Thelaziidae. The record is from the annotation of a GenBank genome assembly.
AUGAGUAGACGAAUCACGCUAUUACUUGACCAAACGGUUACAUAUUUACUGGUUAGCAUUCGUAACUAUCAAACGUCUCUUUUACCUAGCGGUGCAAGAGCCUUCAUCAAUGGUCGGUGGAAUGAUGCGUUAUCAAAUGACACGUUUGAAGUCAAAAAUCCUUACGACAAUGAGGUCUUGUGCAGAUGUGCGAACUGCAGCAUAAAUGAUGUAAAAAAAUCAGUGAAAGCAGCUCGAGAAGCAUACAGCACUUGGUCACUCUUGUCAACUGCUAAAGAACGUGGUGCAAUAUUGGAGAACUGGCAUUCCAAAUUAUUGCAGCAACAGAACGAACUUGCUGAGCUGAUCACCCUUGAAGAAGGUAAACCAUUACAAGAAGCACUCGGUGAAAUAAUCUAUUCCGCUUCAUUUUUGAAAUGGUUCAGUGAAGAAGCUCGUAGAAUAUAUGGGCAAAUUGUGCCACCAAUAUCAGUACAGCGUUUACAUUUGCAUACACGGGAACCAAUUGGUGUUGUAGGAAUUAUAACUCCAUGGAACUUUCCAUCGGCAAUGAUUACUCGAAAGGUAGCUGCAGCAUUAGCAGUUGGAUGCACGGUUGUUGUGAAACCCGCUGAAGAUACACCACUUUCUGCCCUUGCUUUGGCUCAUACUGCCAAAGAAGCAGGUCUUCCGGAUGGUGUCUUCAACGUAAUUCCAGCGGAUUUAAAAAAUUCUGUUAAUAUAGGAAAACUGUUGUGUGAAUCGACCGACAUUGAUGCAAUUUCGUUUACGGGUAGUAAGAGGGUGGGCAAGAUUUUACUUUCACAGUCAGCCAACACAGUGAAGCGAGUAUGUCUUGAAUUAGGCGGUAAUGCACCCCUUAUUGUAUUUCCAUCAGCUCAUCUGCCAACUGCUGUUGAAGCGACAAUGUUAUCAAAGUUUCGUGGUAGCGGACAAACAUGUAUAUCUCCGAAUCGUAUUUAUGUACAUUCCUGGAUCCAUGAUUCUUUUCUUGACCAUAUUAAACGUGCUAUGGAAAAACUGAUUGUCGGGAAUGGUUUGAAUCCUGGAGUAACUCAAGGACCUCUUAUCAAUGAAAAAGCUGUUAAAAAGGUUGAAAAGUUGAUAGAAAAUGCAGUGGAAAAAGGAGCACGUGUGGUACUAGGUGGAAAGCGCGCGAUGCCAAAUACUUGUUUCCAGCCGACUUUGAUGACAGAUGUUACGAACGAUAUGGAUAUAGCACAAAAUGAAAUAUUUGGUCCUGUUCUCGCUCUUCAAAAAUUCGAAACAGAAGAAGAAGUUUUAUAUCUGGCGAACGAGAAUAGAAAUGGCCUUGCCGGAUAUAUAUUCACAACGGAUUAUGCUCAGAUUGUACGCGUUAGUCGCAAUCUUCAAGUUGGAAUUAUUGGUGUCAAUGAAGGACAAGUGUCAUGUGCAGAAGCAGCAUUUGGUGGAGUCAAGGAAAGCGGUUUAGGUCGUGAAGGUGGUUCGGUGGGUAUUGAUGAAUUCUCUCAAUGGAAGUAUGUGUGUGUUGGAUUAUUGCAGCGACAAGUUACUCGUUUGUAA